Messenger RNA from Durio zibethinus, 2695 nucleotides. RefSeq lists its product as uncharacterized. NCBI's taxonomy places the organism in Eukaryota, Viridiplantae, Streptophyta, Magnoliopsida, Malvales, Malvaceae. The record is from RefSeq and is a predicted model, not a curated record.
UAUAUUUUUUCUAUUUCUUUUUUUUUCUUUUGUUCCAACCGUCAUUUUCUCCCCAAUUUGACGCUUUUUGUUACCAGAAAAUCAAACCUAUAAAAAAUCAAAGAAAAACUCACCCAUCGCUCGGUGAGAUUUUUUUCCCCCAAUUUUUUCUUCUCUGGUUUCUCUGCAAUCUCCAUUCCUUUCCACUUUAGGUUUAAACUUUCAACAACAACAACUACAACAACAACAAUAAUGCCAUGAUAAACCCUAAAUUCAAAAAGGAAAUUUCCAGUUUUUCCUCUUUAUUUCGCUGUAAAUAUCUUUCAAAAGCCUUUCUCAAAAUAUCUAUCAACUCCUAAGCGUUUGCAUUUCACCGUCAAUCGAGAAUCUUCCAUCAAUAAUCCUUCAAGUUACAGUUAAAGCAACUCUUCUGAACGUGUAACUGUUUCGUACAGUAAAAUUUUCGGAGCAAAUUUUUUUUUUUUUGUAUUUCUUAAAUCUUAAGUUCGGAUCUCUAAAUUUGUCGAAAUAAAAAGUUUGAAUUUCUUUGUUUUCGCGUGCUUUCAAGUUCGGCAACUUUGGUUGUAAGAAGGGGAACAAAAGGGGAAAGUCUGCUUUGAAAAAGCUACGAAGGACUUUCAAAAUGAUAGCCAGAAAGGUUGGACGUGAUUUACUUAGAUGCCAACAUUUCAAUGUUGGUGAAUUAUGUGACCUUAGCUGGGAGUGUCUGAGCUGAGCAAAGAGAUGCAGGUAGUUGGCUUUCAGUUGGAAUGAGGAACUUACAGAACACACAAGAUAUAAAACCCUCAACUCAAGCUUCACAUGAACCAAAAACAGAACAGCAGAACAAUCAAACGGCAGAUGACCCCUUAGCAGACUCUGGCUCUUUAUCUGCUUCAAGCAAUGAUAGCCGAAAAGUUUCACGGCAAGAUAUUGAACUUGUCCAGAAUUUAAUUGAACGAUGUUUACAACUAUACAUGAAUAAAGACGAGGUUGUCAAAACCCUCUUGACUCGAGCAAGAAUAGACCCUGGAUUCACAACUUUAGUAUGGCAGAAGCUGGAAGAGGAAAAUGCUGAUUUUUUCAGGGCAUAUUAUAUAAGGCUGAAAUUGAAGAAGCAAAUCCUUUUAUUUAACCAUUUGCUUGAGCAUCAAUAUCAUCUGAUGAAAUAUCCUGUGCCUCCAAAGGUUCCUCUGGCCCCAAUACAAAAUGGGAUUCAUCCCAUGCCUGUUAACAACUUGCCAAUGGGAUACCCUGUGCUGCAGCAACCUCCAAUUCCAGCUGCAGGGCAGCCUCAUCUUGACUCCAUGGAUAUAUCAAGCUGUCAUGUGGUCAAUGGAGUCCCUGUACCCAGCAAUUUUCAACCUAUGCGGAUGAAUUCUGGGAAUGACAUGGUGAUGGACAACAAUGUCACUGAUGUAACACCUGCGGUUCCUCCAACCACUACCAUGUCAUCUAUGUCAGAGUUGCCUGUGAGCCCUACAUCAGUGGCAUCCAGUGGGAAUUAUCCUUUCACUGCAUCAGACAUGUCAGGGAUGGGAGUAGACACGUCAGCACUUGAUUCAGCCUUUACAACAGAUGUGGCAAGUUCAGUAGGAUUGCAGCUGGGACCUGAUAAUGGAGCUGGGAGUACUAGAGAUUCCCUUAGAUCACUUGAUCAGAUUCAGUGGAAUUUCAGUCUCACAGAUCUGACAGCAGACUUGUCAAACUUGGGAGAUUUAGGAGCCCUUGAGAAUUACCCUGGCUCUCCUUUUCUUCCCUCAGAUUCAGAAAUUUUGGAGCAAGAGGAUAUAGUGGAGGAAUUUUUUGUUGAUUCUGUCCCUGGACAGUCAUGCUCUCCGUCUGAUGAAGAGGGAUCCUAGACCAAGGUGAGUGCUGUACCUUAUCUUUGUAAAAUUGUUAGGAUAGAAUAGAGUUAGAUCAAUAAGAACAUCAUUUGACAUUUAUCCAGUAGGCAUUUUGAAUUUUUAACAAAUUUGAACAUUUCGGCAGUGUAAUUUUAUCUUGAUCAAUCAAUAGCAAUCAACAAACAGGGAAGUAGCCAACUUCUCCUCAGUUGUAAUUUUUCAGAUUGUGGAUACGAGUCUUUUAAUGUUACUUGGAGAACCUGAGGACCGUUUGUUCUUAAUCUUUUGUUUUGUUUAAAAUGAGGAAAUCACUGCAAUCUUUUCCCAUCCUACCUGACUUUGUGAUGAGGCAAUCGAUUGAGCUUCCAUUCUGAAAAUGGAAUAAAUUCUGUUAUGACAGUAGGAGUAUUUAAAUGGUUUGCUUAGCAUCGGGGACAGGGCAUGCCUCGUUAAACUGUUGAAUACCCAACUGACCCUGCACUGAUAGUGAAUUUCACAUCACAAGUGGAUGUGGCAUCCACAUGAAUGUUAGGGGAAAAAGCAUUGCAAUGGGAGUAUUGUUUACUUUCUUUACUGUGAGUUGAUGAUUUACCAUAAUACCUACUGAGCUGCAGCAUAUGCAAUUACAUCCUCAAACCAGAAGUUCAUUUUUGGAAACUUUGCAUUAUCAGGUCAUCUAGUUUAGAAAGUCGAGCUGUCAAAUUUCAUUUGUUUGGUGUUGUGGUAAUGUUAGUUCCUCGUGACUUUUAGUGGAUUCAUCUAGAGUGUCAGUUGCUUUGCUCGUGAUUAGUUUCUGGAACGACGACUGUGUCCUGACCAAAAAAUUAUCAUUAAGAGACUAGAAUUUAGCAGCAUCAGCAUGAAUAUAA